This is a messenger RNA of Chelmon rostratus (copperband butterflyfish), 1184 nucleotides long. RefSeq lists its product as uncharacterized. Lineage: Eukaryota; Metazoa; Chordata; Actinopteri; Chaetodontiformes; Chaetodontidae. Bases 233 to 784 code for a protein of 183 amino acids. The transcript is spliced from 6 exons. The record is from RefSeq and is a predicted model, not a curated record.
GUUCGUGGAGUAGGGGGAGAUUUUUAAAGGGGAGGCCCUCAAGAUGUCUGACAUGUUUCUGCAGGACCGCAGACCACUGGCUGGCGCAUAGCACAGGCUUGUGGUGGGCUGUUUGUCUGCGUGAAGCUGGCAUGGCCUCCCGUUCCCCUGCAUCUGUUCCCCAUUAGCAGAGCCGAGAGUAUAAAGCAGGGAGCUGACAGGGGCUGGGAACACUCGAGUUCCUGCCUGGAUCAUGGGGUUUACUAUCUGGCUGUGCGCGCUCCUCCUGCAGGCGAGCCUGCUGUCACACGCCCUCGACUGCUCAGGAGCAACACAGGGAGAGCUGUGUGUCGGCGGACGGACCGCAGACGGACAGUAUGAUGACCAGAAGCAGCAGAGGGCGCUACCCUUAACUGAAGGACUGGUUUUGUUCAGACGUAAGAGACAGUUGGAGCAGAGGGGUCCCACCCACCUGAGCCGCUCCAGCCUGCCUGGGGCCAUGUCUGUCAAAGGCUUCCCUAACACUCUCAUCCAGGCUGAUAGGUCCAGGCGACACUUGGUUCAAGCUGCAAAUAAGAAAAAGAACAAGCGUAAAUCCCGCGUCGGCUCCUUCUCCCUCCUUAGCAACGACAAGACAUCCACCCCCCUACAGGUGAUUAGAGCAAGGAGACAGGUGAAGAUUGACCCACCCAAGAGGGGCACAUCGGGUCGCUCUGGGGCUUUCUCUGUCCUGGGAGAUCCACAGAAUGAUGGACAGAACGACAGACCCAAAAGAAGCGUACAGAAGAUGGAUGCUGCAAAAUAAAAUGUUCAUAGUGUGCACAGUACAAAUGUGUCCACAUUCGACCAAAAAAACCAUGUAAACAAACUGAAGAUUGGUGUGAAAAUCUGACAUUAGGAGUAAGAACUUCUGUGUUUACUUGGUUUUGGUAACCUUCAGGUGUGUUGUCCACCAUUGCUGUUUCAUCUGUAAGAUAGCUUACUUUAAUCAGCCAGUCUGCACUUACAGAUUCUUUUUAUGUACUAUUUUAAGUUUCUAAUAUAUUCCUGCAUGUUAUAAAAUCACAGAAGAUCCCAUAUUAAUAUUCUAGUUUGCCAUUUUGUUGUAACCUAUUUAAUCACAGAUUCCUUAUGAAGAUUGGGGGUAUAUUUUUGCAGAAAUAAUACUUGUGUUGUUGUAUCAGAAUUCAAUAAAAGUUUAGUGG